AUGGUUUAUAGUGGUUUCUCAGAUGCAAUUGCACUUUGUAAUUACAGUGAUGAUAAAGAUAUAAUAGAGGUAGAGGUAAUGUAUGCCAGCGACAAAGACAGAGAAUACAUUCCGCAUAUUGAUGAAGAAUCCGGUGAUGAUGACGAAGAUGAGAGAAAGGUAACAGAUAAGUUUGCAGCCACCAGAAACAUCUUUGAUAUAUUCAAUGGAAAUUGUCAAAAAUUAAACUCUCGAGGCGAGACUCUAACAGUGGAUGAACAACUCUUGAGACCCAGGGUCAAUUACCCCUUCAGAGUGUAUAUACCUAGUAAACCUGUAAAUUAUGGUCUGAUACUGAUUAUGGUUUGUGACAACCGCUCUAAGUACAUGCUGAAUGCAGCUCCAUGCCUAGGGAAGGAACAGUCGAGGCCUGUUGGUAACAUGACACUGGGCCACUACUACACCAAACACCUCAGGUCCUUAUCACCAUACGAACCGAAGCGGGGCAACUGA
This is a messenger RNA of Penaeus monodon (black tiger shrimp), 492 nucleotides long. RefSeq lists its product as uncharacterized. The transcript has 2 exons. The coding region runs from base 1 to 492 and encodes 163 amino acids. NCBI's taxonomy places the organism in Eukaryota, Metazoa, Arthropoda, Malacostraca, Decapoda, Penaeidae. The record is from RefSeq and is a predicted model, not a curated record.